UUAAAAACUCAAAAUAACCAAUGGUUUAUUCAAGAUAUAUAUUUUUUAACUAGAACAGUAGCCAUGUGUCUUUUUCUUCAGUUGUCUUUUAAAAUUAGGUCUGUACAUCUAGAAGUUUAGAAAAAAUACUUAUCUCUUGCAAGAUGUCAGAGGUGCUCCACAGUGCACCUGAACAACUUCCGUUCAUUGGAAGGAGGCAUCAAAUAAACAAUGUAGUCGAAGCCUUCACAAGCACUAUACUAACCUACAUGAGACAGGGGGAUGAGGUCGUCCACCCACUGACCAAGCUGGCGCUCAUCUGUGGAGGUCCACUGGUCGGGAAAACCCGCUUUGCUGCCGAGGCUGCUCAGGAGCUUCGAAAGUUUGUCGACGUCAAGCUCAACGUCCACUCUGUUGAACUGCAAGGACUCAGUGACCCACGCCAAGUGGAGAUGAAGAUGGCGUCAGCUCUGUUACCGUGGCAACAAAGAGAUGAUGGGAUGAUGCGUGGCAUUGGAGAUGUUUUGGGUGACCUGGAGGAGUGGCAUCUUUUCGUCUUGGAUGGAGCAGAGUGCUUUGGGGGUAACGACCUUCAGAGUGGUUUCAUGGAGCUGUGUCAAGAGGUCAUUGGGGGGUCAUCUCGGGUGCUCAUAAUGAUCACAUCUCAGUGGAAGUUCAACUUUAUCAGAAUCAUGAAUCAGGUGCUGCUAAUCCACUUAAAUCCACUCUCACCAGAUGAAUCCAAAGAACUUCUUUUCUCCAUAGCAACCGGUCUGGAAGAGUCUAGCAACAAGGAGCACAUCGAUGAGAUUAUCAAGCUGUGCGGCGGGAUCCCUUUUGCCCUGGAGCUCGUAGGAGCCGACAUGAGGGACGAGAGGCACCGACCUGCUGACAUCAUCAAUGACCUCCGCAACAAGGAUCGCAGGAAGAGGGCGACACGUUCUCAAGCCACUCCCGGGGAUGGGGAUGAGGAUGGGAGUGGUGAGGUUGAUGAUGACAAUGGAGAUGAUAGGAGCAGAGGGGAUGAUUAUCUUUCUAAUGGGGUCAAGCAAACUCUGGAGCAUCUGAUGGAGAGCAGUGUGAAUGGGUUAUCUCGCCCUUUACGGAAACGACUCACGCAGUUGAAUUUCAUCGGUGCUUCUUUCACUGCCGAUGCUGCAGCAUGCAUCACCAACACCAAUCCCACGUGUUGCGCCAAGAGGGAUCUUCUCAUCCCCCUCCACACACGCUCUCUAAUCGCCAUGGAUACGCUCACCAAGCGUUUCAACAUCCUCUCCUUUCUCCGCCUGUACAUUGAAGAACGGUACAGCCUCUUCCUCACGCCAGCAGAGACGGCCCUGGUGAGAGUGAGGUACUGUGGUUUCUAUGCUCGACUGUUGCACCGAGCAGCAGACUUGCUGGAGCAGGACAAUGCUUGCAAGUCACUUCCUAUCUUCACAGCAGAACUACAGAACAUGCAAAAAUUGUUGCAGGAAGCUAUCCACUGCUUUGAAGACAACUAUGAUCUCUUUGUUGAAGUAGCCUACCAGGCCAGGCAGCUCAUCCUGCUCUUCAUCCCGACAGAGGAUGCCAUCUCUUUCUACCAGGCGUGUCUGGAAGCAGCAGAGAGAAGGAAGGACAAGCAACGUCAAGCUAGGAUCCUCAUCUCACUAGGUCGUUUGGUACGCUAUGUAAAUGGCGACAUGAAGUAUGCUGAAGAGUCGUAUCGUCAGGCACUCGAUCUUUUGGCACCUGAUGGAGAUAGCCUGGACCAUGCCGCCAUCUUGUCUGUCCUGGGCUUCCAUUACUUUGAUAGUGCCAGACCAAAGUUAUCCAUCGGCUACCAGGAAGAGACACUGGAAAUGUUAGAGAGGCUGGAAAGGAACCUGAGGGAAGACUCAGCGUCCGACUGCAAGGAGGAUUCUGGGAAGGAUGUUCUUUCUCCCAGAAUGCAGCUGUGGAGACUCAAGGAGCAGACUCUGGUUGAAAUGGCAUGUGUACAUGCCAGGCUGGAUGGUAACUGCAAGGAAGGUAUAGCAUGUCAUCAAGAGAGCAUCAAAAUCCAGAAGAGACUGUGGAAGGACCAUCUCAACAUAGGCCGCAACUACUACUGCAUGGCCUUGGUCUACCAAAAUAUGGGGUGCAAGGAACAAGCCCUGCGAUGUGUCUUUCAAGCUCUGGAUAUCAUCGAAAGGUUAUGCACCCAACCAAGUGGCACCCUUCUAGUUUGCUACAAUAUCGUUGCAAUCGUCUACGGUUGUAAUGAUGACCUUGAAGAAGCCAUGCGCUUCGUCAACAAGGGACACAAAGUCCAAGAGCAACUCAAGACAAAGAAUAUCCUGGAGUUCUGUCUCCAUUUCAUCGAGGCCAAGAUAGUCGCAAGGUCCGGCGACCUCGCCCGAGCGCGUCAGAUGUUCAAGGAGGGUUUCGGACUCGCCAUGCCAAUCUUGGGGGAGCAUCUCAACACGGCACGUGCUCUGCAGUCCGAGGGUUGGGUAGCCCUGCGGCUUGGCGAUUGUGACGACGCAUUGGACACCCUCCAGCGCUGCCUCGAGAUGCGACAGAGGGCCUUGAAGAAUAUGAAGUGGAACGUGGAGAUAGCAGAGACAUUUGAAACCAUGGGCGAUACUUGUUCUGCCAAAGGUCAACUACAGAGGGCGCUUGAUUAUUACGAGCAAUGCUAUCACGCACUGUCUGACCCUAUUAGGUGCUACACUAAAAUGAGGUCCCCAGCAGCAAAGAAGGUGGGUGAGCUAAAAGACCUCAUCUCCAAAAAGAUGGGGAUUGUGUCGACAGAUCCAGCGGGAUGGAGCAGUGACGAGAGUGAGCUCAUGAGAACAACAGUCAUCUAUGACUACAACUAUUGGCCUAUGAUAUAGAUCAUGGCAAGAUGGCAGAUAAAACUGUGCA
This is a messenger RNA of Strongylocentrotus purpuratus (purple sea urchin), 2868 nucleotides long. RefSeq lists its product as uncharacterized. NCBI's taxonomy places the organism in Eukaryota, Metazoa, Echinodermata, Echinoidea, Camarodonta, Strongylocentrotidae. The transcript has 8 exons. Gene Ontology annotation, molecular function: protein binding. The record is from RefSeq and is a predicted model, not a curated record. The coding region runs from base 144 to 2837 and encodes 897 amino acids.